UUAGGAACAGCCUGCGAAUGCAUGAGCUCCAUCCAACCUUUACUCAAGAGAAAAUCCAACACGAGCUUCACGUGGAGGAUAUGCAUGUUUUAUAUCAACAUGUAACUUUUCUUGAAUAGUGGAAAAAGAUGGAGCUACAGUUGGAAAACCAAAGCCAGCCUUUCAACAGCAACACCGUGAGGCUGCCAGGUAAACCUGCGCUGGGGAUGGGUGUAGAUAACUUUAUUUCUCUUCUGAUAUUUGGACUUGUUUUUAUCCUCGGGGUGCUUGGGAACACUAUGGUGAUCACGGUGCUGGCACGCCGUAAACCGGGACAACCGAGGAGCACAACUAACAUCUUCAUCCUCAACCUGAGCGUGGCGGACCUAUCCUACCUCCUCUUCUGCGUCCCCUUCCAGUCCACCAUCUACAUGCUGCCCACAUGGGUGCUGGGAGCUUUCAUCUGCAAGUUCAUCCACUAUUUCUUCACCGUGUCCAUGCUGGUCAGCAUUUUCACUCUGUCGGCGAUGUCCGUGGACCGUUACGUGGCCAUCGUCCACGCCAGGAAGUCCUCCUCGAUCCGGGUGGAGAGUCACGCCAUGUUCGGAGUGGUGCUGAUCUGGAUCCUGUCUCUGGCCAUGGCAGCUCCCGUUGCGCACUACCAGGGCAUCGUGGUGAGGGAGGACAACAACACCUUCUGCUGGGAGGUUUGGCCAGGUCACCAGAGGAAAGUCUACGUGAUGUGCACUUUUGUUUUUGGAUACCUCCUGCCUCUCACUCUGAUAUCUGUCUGUUACGCAAAGGUUUUAAACCAUUUGCACAAAAAGCUGAAGAAUGUGUCCAAAAAAUCAGAGCUCUCCAAAAAGAAGACUGCCCAGACAGUCCUGGUGGUGGUCAUCGUCUUCUGCCUGUCUUGGUUGCCUCACCACAUCGUUCACCUGUGGGUGGAGUUUGGCUCUUUCCCCCUGAACCAGGCCUCCUUCCUGUUCAGGAUGGUGGCUCACUGCUUGGCCUACAGCAACUCGUCCGUCAACCCCAUUAUCUACGCCUUCCUGUCGGAGAACUUCAGGAACUCCUACAAGCAGGUUUUCUGGUGCCGGCUGCCCAGCAAGUGUCCCGUGAAAGACACCAGGGAGCUCCGCAGCAGGAUGGAGACGGCACCGUCCACUAACAUCAGUAUGACUUACAAAGGUCAUGACUCUCAGAUCAGCAAAAUGCUCUGAUGUCGCCCCUGGUGUUGAGAGCAUCUUCUGUUUUCUGAAUGAUGAUCCUGGAUAUUUAAAUCCAAUACAUAUUGGUAUUUGAGAUGGAAAAACCCCACAUUACUGAUAUAUGAUAUAUUUCUGUUUAACAUACUGUUACCAGGUGUGCACGGAGCUCUAUCAAACUCAGUAACAUUACUCAUGUGUCACCACAUUUUAAACACACACAUAUACAAAUGAUCUCAU
This is a messenger RNA of Etheostoma cragini (Arkansas darter), 1427 nucleotides long. RefSeq names its product galanin receptor 1a (gene galr1a). The transcript has 3 exons. Gene Ontology annotation, molecular function: galanin receptor activity. Lineage: Eukaryota; Metazoa; Chordata; Actinopteri; Perciformes; Percidae. The coding region runs from base 129 to 1202 and encodes 357 amino acids. The record is from RefSeq and is a predicted model, not a curated record. Gene Ontology annotation, biological process: positive regulation of cytosolic calcium ion concentration; G protein-coupled receptor signaling pathway; negative regulation of adenylate cyclase activity. Gene Ontology annotation, cellular component: membrane.